UAGAUUGUACCUCCGGCAGUACAUUUUCUUCAUAAUUCAUAUUACUCAUUAUUAUUUUAGUUUCUUAGUUUUUCUGUGUGGUUAGAGUUAUAUAUGAUUUCAAUUUCCAAGUUACCAAGAUGAAAACGGCUCUUAUGGUGGCAGAAAAGCCAUCUUUAGCUCAGAAUCUUGCAAAUAUACUUAGCAAUGGCAAAUGUACUACUAAUAAAGGUUCCAAUUCCGCUUGUGCCAUACACGAAUGGAAUGGGACAUUCAAGAAUGAAGCGGUCCGCUAUAAAAUGACAUCGGUGUGCGGACAUGUGAUGAGCUUGGAUUUUACCGGUAAAUACAACAAUUGGGACAAAGUUGAUCCAGUGGAGUUGUUCAGUUGUCCAACAGAGAAGAAAGAAGCUAUGCCUCGCCUGAGAAUACCGGCCUUUUUAGCGCAGGAAUCAAGAGGCUGUGAUUUCCUUGUUUUGUGGCUUGAUUGUGAUAAAGAAGGUGAAAACAUAUGCUUUGAGGUUAUGAACUGCGUUCAGUCUUAUAUGAAAGGGGAUGUCUUUACUCCCCAAGUUACCUAUCGUGCGCAUUUCUCUGCUAUUACAGAAAAGGACAUUAAGGCUGCUAUGCUUAACCUUGGUAGACCUAAUGAGAAUGAAUCUCGAAGUGUGGAUGCACGUCAAGAGCUGGAUUUACGAAUUGGAUGUGCAUUUACUCGCUUUCAGACUAAAUACUUUCAAGGUAGAUAUGGUGAUUUGGAUGCAUCACUUAUAUCUUAUGGUCCAUGUCAAACACCAACUCUUGGCUUUUGUGUACAACGCCAUGAUGAAAUACAGACCUUUAAACCUGAGACAUACUGGGUGCUCAGAGUUACAGCAUCCACAUCAGAGGGGAGAGAACUACCAUUAGAGUGGAAGAGAGUUCGAAGUUUCGAGAAAGAUAUAGCUAAUAUGUUUUUAGCUGGAAUCAAGGAGAUUAAAGAAGCUACGGUCACUAAUAUACAAGCAAAGGAGAAAAUAAAACCUCGGCCUGCUGCUUUAAAUACUGUGGAACUGAUGAGAGUGGCCAGUGCAGGAUUGGGCAUGGGACCCCAUCAUGCCAUGCAGAUUGCAGAGCGUCUUUAUACCCAAGGUUAUAUAUCAUAUCCACGUACAGAGACAACUAGCUAUUCAGAAAACUUUGAUUUGAUGGGCACGCUUCGUCAACAGCAGAACUCUUCGAAGUGGGGCGCCGAGGUCCGCGCGCUCAUCGCUAAUGGUAUUAACAAGCCUAAGAAGGGACAUGACGCUGGCGACCAUCCUCCUAUUACACCAAUGAGGGCAGCUACCGAAAGUGAACUAGAAGGCGACAUGUGGCGUAUUUACGACUACAUAACUCGACACUUCAUAGCGACAUUGUCGCGUGACUGCAAGUACCUCAGUACCACAAUCACCUUCCAAAUAGGCACCGAGACAUUCUACUAUACUGGGAACACGCUCGUAGAUGCCGGAUACACGGAGAUUAUGCACUGGCAGGCGUUCGGUAAAGAUGAGUUCGUACCACCACUGCAAGAGGAGGAGGUGCUGCGAGCCCACGAUCACAGACUGGUGGAGUGCCAGACCUCGCCGCCAGACUAUCUCACCGAGUCAGAGGUGAUAACAUUGAUGGAGAAGCAUGGUAUCGGGACAGAUGCAUCAAUCCCUGUGCACAUCAACAAUAUAUGUCAGCGGAACUAUGUGACGGUUGGUAGCGGACGCCGGCUCGUCCCUACCAAUCUCGGUAUAGUCCUCGUACACGGCUAUCAGAAGAUUGAUCCAGAACUUGUGCUGCCAACAAUGCGCUCAGCCGUUGAAGAACAAUUGAAUCUCAUAGCCGUCGGUCGCGCAGACUUCCACGCUGUGUUAGCGCACACCACAGAGAUAUUCCGCAGAAAGUUCCAGUAUUUUGUACGAUCCAUAGAAGCAAUGGACCAGUUGUUCGAAGUUAGCUUCUCGUCUUUAAAAGCUAGUGGAAAGGCGCUGUCCCGAUGUGGGAAAUGUAGGCGGUAUAUGCGAUACAUUCAGGCGAAACCAGCUAGACUGCAUUGUUCCCACUGCGAUGACACUUACGGGCUACCGCAGAACGGUACCGUUCGUAUCUACCGAGAACUCAAGUGUCCGCUCGAUGACUUCGAGCUGCUCUCCUGGUCUUCUGGCAACAAGGGCAAGAGUUUUCCACUCUGCCCAUACUGUUAUAAUCACCCGCCGUUCAGGGACAUGAAGAAAGGCUUCGGCUGCAACUCGUGCACGCACCCGACGUGUCCGUAUGGCGUUAACUCUACGGGCGUGUCCGGUUGUGUGGAGUGUGAGACCGGCGUUCUCGUGCUUGAUCCGGCCGCGCCCAAGUGGAAGCUUGCCUGUAACCGGUGCGACGUGAUCAUCAACAUCUUCGAGGAGGCGUCGCGCGUGAGCGUGUGCGCCUCUACUGAGCAGGCGUGCGGCGCGUGCGGCGCGCAGCUCGUCAGCGUGGAGUACCGCGCCGAGCGCACGCGCCUGCCCGCCGCGCUCACCGACAUGACCGCCUGCCUCUACUGCGAGCCCAGCUUCAGCGCACUCGUGGAGAAGCAUCGCGCGGUGGCUGCUCGGGCUCCAGCAGGGCGCGGCGGCCGCGGCGGCAGGGCGCGUCUUAAUAAACACCGCAACAAACAGCCAAAAGAUAAAAUGGCGCAACUCGCCGCCUACUUCGUAUAAGACUCAUACUACAGUGAAUAGAGUACGAUACCUCCACCACUAAACAUACAUUAUGUAUUUAUUUAUCAUAGCAAGUCAUAGGGUCGUCCGUAAAGCACGUCACACAUUCUGAGGCGAAGUUGACUAAGUGUGACGUUAUGUGACAAGGGGUCACAAUGAAUUUUGAACGUCACAUUUGAAAGUACUGUGUUUUGUUAAAGAGAAAUAACACUACUAAUGAACUAUAGACUUAAUUCAAAAUUAUUCUUUGUUUUUUAAUCUAAUAAUUUCGUUGUAACUACGGGACGUCACAAAAACGAGGGAAAGUCUUACAAAUGUCACCAACUCUUCGUAUGGUGAACGUGUUAUGGAUGGUACGACGUAAGUUAUGGAUGGUAAGUAUUUAGUAUUCCAUUUAUUUUAAUAGCUGACCCGUGGUAUAGAUCAUACACGUAUGAUAUAUAUAUAUAUUGUAGUCUGUACGUGUGUUUGAACCAUAUUUACUUAAUAUAUUUUAAUUGCUUCUAAAAAUGCAGUGAUUGUAUCAAAAUAUUUAUUAAUUUAAUAUUUAUUAAAAACGCCUCCUCAUUUUGAGUACAUAUUUAUGUAUUUAAAUUUUUUUUUAUACUGCCACAAGAAUUAUAUAAGUGAAUUACUCGUAUACUUUCUUUUUACUUCAGUUAGAAUAGAUUGAAAAUGAUAUUUUUUAUAAAAAAAAUAUUCACUAAAUUAAUAUAAAAGAUAUUAAUUUAGUGAAUAAAAUUAACGUAUCAUCGUUUUAUUUAUUGAAAUGUAUAAACAUGUAGGUAAUGGGAUUUUCUAAAAUGUAAUAAGCACAAGUUCUGUUCUUAUAAAAAAACUUACCUGCGUGUACCUAACAAAAUUAUAAACUUUUAUAUUUAUUAUCAUUGCUAGUGCAAUAAAUUAUUAAUAAAUAAGUAAUUCUUUUAUUUUUUGAUUUCUUAUAAUAAAACUAUAAUAACUCUUGCACGUAUGUAUUUGUGUUUGAAGGUAUAUGUUUGAAAUAUCGUAAGGAAACUAGAAAAAUUUAAGAACGUAGGUAGCAAAUGUUGGGGAGUUACAUGAGCGUUGCCGACCCUUAAGAAACCUUAAUAUACCCUUCUUGAAAAACCCCAUGCUGUAGUCUCUCAUCUGUUACCAUCGCACCGCUCACCAACGACAAGAAAUUGAACCCCACAAACUGAAUUGUAAGAAGUCUCUGAUACCUUCCUUCCGCGUAUACUUAGAUUGUGGGACAAAACUACCUAUCGAGGUUUCUAGAGACAUUCCUAUAUGGAAUGGGGGUUUUCCAGGAAGGUGUAUUAUGGCUUCUUAACGGUCAGCAACACACACGUGACAAACCUGAUGUUUCAGGUGCCGACAGACUACGGUAACCAAUAAACGGCUAAUUUAUAUUUUUAACUGAUGCUUCGGUGAAAGAGGGAAAUUAAACCAAAAUUAAUCGGACAGACGGUAUUGCGUUCACCACAAACUCGAUAGUUCACAAUACUCCUGACCACAUGCUCUGGGAUGUGUCGUGGCGGUAUAUUUAUAUAUUCUGAAAUAAAACAAUGUGAUUCUUAAAGUCUUCAUUUUAUUGUGAAGGUUGUCACCUAGUAUAAUGUAUAGGUACAGUUACAGUACGUAAGCUUACAAUGUAUUACUGUAUUUCGUUACAUUUAACAUUACACCGUUUGUAUUCUUAAGUGAACGUGACUCGAUGAUUCAUAGUAAAAAUCUGGAAUUUAGGAUUAUCUGGACAGGACCAAGAAACUAGCAGUAAACAACUCAUAUAUUUUCGUUGUAUUUCAAUACAAAAUAUGAAACAUCACACCUAUCUGGAAUUACAGUACAGAUAUUCAAUUAAGUACUUAUAUAAUAUUUUUUGUUUCAUAUAAUAUGAAAUAUUAC
Achroia grisella is the source of this 4577-nucleotide messenger RNA. RefSeq names its product DNA topoisomerase 3-beta-1 (gene Top3beta). The record is from RefSeq and is a predicted model, not a curated record. Gene Ontology annotation, molecular function: DNA topoisomerase type I (single strand cut, ATP-independent) activity; DNA binding. Gene Ontology annotation, cellular component: nucleus. The transcript is spliced from 16 exons. The coding region runs from base 120 to 2687 and encodes 855 amino acids. Gene Ontology annotation, biological process: DNA topological change. NCBI's taxonomy places the organism in Eukaryota, Metazoa, Arthropoda, Insecta, Lepidoptera, Pyralidae.